CUUUCUUUCCGGCCUCCGGCUUCUCUUUCCCCUUCCCCCUCCCCCUUCCUUCCGCGUGCUGCUCCUCCUCCUGCUGCUCCUGCUGCCGCUGCUCGUCGUUGGUCGCAGUCUCAGAGAGAAGAGUUCGAUCGCAGACAGAGAUAGAGAGAGAGGGAGGGAAUUCUCAUGAAGAGAAAACGAUUCAGCUGCGCGAGAGGUGAUCGAGUUGUCGUCGUGAGGAGCAAGCGGGUUGCGGUUUUGCCGAUCGGCCGAGAGCGGAGCGAUUUUCUGAGCUUCUCGUUCGAUUUUUACAGUUCUCGUUCGAAAGGAGGGGGCCGUCGAUGGGGGCGAGCGCGGCGACGUGAGUGCGGUGCGCGGUGGGGGGCGGGGGCAGGGGCAGGGACAGCAGGAGGUGGAGGAGGGCGGGCGAGCGAGGAGCUCGAGAUUUGCUCGUCCCCCGGGGCGGCGCCCGGUGGGAGCAGCGGCGGGGCUCGGGUGGCAUGAAUCGGGCGAGCUGCGCGAUCGAGCGACAGGGUGCUGCUCUGUUGGGCGAGCGCGUGCAUGUUGGUUACUCCUGCUGCUGCUGCUGUUGCUGCUGCAGGGGACGAUGGCCGAUGAUGGGCGAGGAUGCUGGAAGACGGAAAUCUGGGAUCGGUGAGAUGGGGAUUUUCGAGGGGAGGAGUGGCGCUCCGAGGCCCCGAGGAGGAGUGGCCCCGACGAUGGACAGUGCGGAAUCGUAAUCAUCAGAAGAACACGAGCGUCACAACGACAGCAACAACAAUCUGCGUGCCGCUGCCGCCGACUGCGACUGCGAGCGCCGAGUGCUCGCGAGGGUUUGUUGCGAAUGCGGCGCAGGUGUUCUUGCAAGUGCUAGGCUGUGCGAGCUGAAGGGCGGGCAUUCUUAUGGGAAGGCGGGCCGCGUGAGAGACGGUGGCCAUGGCGGAGUUCCGAGCGCCAUGCGCCCCGCGAUUGCUCCCGGCGCCGCACGUUGCGUAUCAACGGGCCUCGCCAGGCGCGGCAGCGGACGGCGAAGGAGACGAGAAGCGAGGGAUUUAUUUCUCGGACAUUAGCAUUAGCAGCAGCAGCAGCAGGGGCGACGAGGAGUGCCCCCGGCUGCCGUCGCUGAAGCGAUCGAGACCCGAUGAAGACGAAUCGUUCAAUUCGCCCAUGGACGUGCCGACGUCUCCGCGUGAGGAUCAGCACCCCCUUCUGCACCACCUUCACCAUCACCGCCAUUUUUCUGCGGGCGAAACGCCCUCCAACACUCUGCUCUCCCAUCCCCAUCCGCAGCAGCCCUCGAUCCCCGACAGCAAUGGUCAUGCUUUCGACGCACCGUCCUUCGGCAGCGAUCCGCAUUUGAUGCCGGAGUCUGUUCCUCCGGCCGCUCUGCUGUACCCUCACAUUGCCGGACCGGGUUCCUUCCAGGAGGUGCUGGCCGAGCUGGAGAGAACGAAACAGAAGAACAUCGAACUGCAGGGUCGCGUUUCCAGUCUCGAGGCUAAGCUAAGCAAAGAUGAAAAACAUGUCUCUCUCUUACUUUUUCUCUCCCUCUGUCACUGUCCCUCUCUCUCUCUAUCUAUCUCUAUCCCUUUCUCGUCUCUUCUCUUCUCUUCUCGUAGUUGCGAUCUCCGUCCGGGUCUGUUUUCAACAUGUUCGUUCCAAAAUUGCUGUGACAUGUUUUGAAUGAGUUAGGUCAGAAAUGCGUGUUUACAUCCGUAGCUCUCUGCAAGCUUCGGCGUUAGCUUUAGCUUUAGCUUUAGCUUAGCGUCUGCCAGGUGACGUGCAUAAUGUCUCGGCUGCGAUUCUCGAUCGGUCAAGAUUCAGCCUCUGGUCUUAGCAGCUUGGUGAAAUUCGUUGCUUCUGUGAUGGAGUUCUUAGACCGCCGUGCACCUCAAUUCACUCUCUUGGUAGCCUAGCGAUGUGUUCCACCAAAUCCAAAGCUUGGCAAAUCGAACGUUGUUUGGGUUCGUAUUACAGGGGUGUCCGUUUGCCAAUGGAAGCAAGAAGAGUAAGAAGGCUCGAAAGCCUGAAAAGUGUCAGAAGGAGGGCGAUGAGGAAGAUGAGCGAAAAGCCAUGCGCAGCUGCCCGAGCAGUCUUGCGCCGAUCAAGCAAGAAGACGGAGUUUUUCCGCAGCCCACAAUGCUCUCCGACGGCAUGCAGCAGCAGCCUUCGGACAGGCAGGACAUUGCGGUGAACUGGAUGAGCAGGGAGGAAGUCACGCCCGCCGAUCUGGAAAAGCUCAAUAACAUGGUCUCCGAGAAGGAGGAUUCUGGGGACUCGGAUGAUGACGACGAGGACGACGAGGACGAGGACGACGAUGACUUCGAGGACGAUCGCGAGGUCAAGGAGGGCAGAGAUUCAAAGAAACGGAAACGGGAAGGCCUCGAGGCAUGGAAAGGUGUCUGUCCAGGGGACGACGGGAGAGAAGGGGUCGGGCUGGACAUCAAAGUCGAAGGAGGCCGAGAGUUUCCGAGGGUCGCUUGCAGUGACAAACAGCAAGAGGACGAUGACUCGGAAGACAAUCUGAAGAAGGAUCGGCGAGGGAAGAAGAGAAGAGAUGGGAAGAAGGGCAGGCGAGUGAAGAAGGCCUGUGGCGGGAAAAGAGGUUUUGGCCUCGAGCUUCCAACUUGCCGAGGGCCGGGUAUUAUGUCAUCAUACAGAAAAACACCGAAAACGGCCUUUUCUCCCAAGGAAGUGGAGCGAAUUAUGGAGUCAGGAGUGCUGGCUCUCAAGAAUGCCCAAUCGCACACCAUGAGAAAGAUCAUUGUCUUCGCUUCACUUGGAAUCAGACAUGGCUGUGAGGAUCUGUAUGAGCUCGACUUUACCAACUUUUCCAUCGAAAAGCGAGGGGAGCCAUUCCAAUCCCCCAAAGAACCUGGGGAACAUGUGGUUUAUACUUACCCCGGAGGAAAACAACAGAAGAUGUUCUAUCCCAAUCGGCGGAAUCCGAUCCUUUGUCCAGUGAAGAUCUUAGAUGAAGAAAAGGCAAUGAGACCUGCAGGGCCUAGUUGUCCGACAUGCCUUUUCUUGUGCAUCAAAUACGGAGGGAGGACACGUAAUCUCCCCCAAAAUGAGUAUGUCAGGCAGCGAAUGGGACGAAAUAAGCUCAAAUCUUUCGGGCCGUUGAUGUGUCAGAUGGCCCUUUUGGUCCAUAUUAGGACCGGCAGCUUUUUUUUCAAAGCAUUGGGUAUUACUUUACUCUUCAUGGCUGGCUUCCCUGAUGAUCUUGUGCGGAAGGAAACGAAAUAUCGCAAUCUCGAUCUCCUGCAGAAGUAUUACCGGUCGGAUGAAGAUGCAAAACAAGAUUUAUUAUUUCAUCCGUUCCCUACUUUUGUACCACAGAACUCGAUUGCUGGGCCUUCAAUUCUGCACAAGACUUCUCCUCUCGGUCCGAAAACUGUCGGGAAGAAAGGGCCGCCACUUAUCUUGAGCAAACCGCCGACCACCGCUCAAACUGUGCCUCGGUACCUGCAACUUAUGUCAACGAGAACUCCAUUAAAUAUUCCAUUUAGGGGUCCACCUGUUGCAUUUCCACCGGCUUUGCCUCCAGUUCCUACCGUCCCGCCCACUUCAGGUACUCCUGGAAUUCCAUCAUCUCCUGGCUCACUUCCCCCUCCUUUUAUGUAUCCUGGUUAUGCUCCAGUCCAGCGGGCACCAAAUGGAUAUCCACCUUUGCCUGUCUGGCCUCCUGUAAACAAUUACGCACCCCUUCCAGGAGCAUACCCUCCCCAACAUCCAUACGUAUACUCUCCGUUUGCACAUUCUUCUCAAUAUGGGGCUCAACCAUUUUAUGGUCCCCCAUAUGGUUAUCCUCCCUUCGGCGGCCAUCCACUUAACAGCAAGAAAGAGAUGAAAAAAGAGGUGGAGGGUUCAGAGUCUGAUAGCGACUCAGAUAGUAAUUCUAGUGGAGCCGGUCAAAAGAGCGAAGAGAAGGGAAAUAGUUCGGACAGUAAGGAGACUUGAGUCCAAGGCUCUGGAAAAGAAGUGGUCUAAGACCCUACUGUAGACAUUAGCUUUCAACUGUAAAAAUUCGGGGUUUCAAAGGAUAAUAACCCCUUUCUCCUGUAAACACCGUUAAGAUCUGUUAAAAGCACUUGGUGCUGAGGAUUGUCAGCAGUACACACCACGCGGAAGCCAGAUUUUGUCAGCUGUGAAUGCAGUCUUCCUGGUCUUUUUCUUGUGGCGCCAUUCGCCCAAGGUGUUAAUAUCUGCUGUCAUAGCACUCGGUUCUCGUUGAGUACCUACGUCUGGCCACAGACGACCUGUCCAACUUUGUUCGAGUAAAGGAAGUCAGACCCGGACGCAAGUCGGGUCUGUUCAUGUUUUAUAUGGUCAGCUAAGGAGGACGUCUCGUGCAUUGUUGGGCGCUUUUCCUCGAUUUCCUUCACUUGUCCUUGAUGUUUGG
Messenger RNA from Marchantia polymorpha subsp. ruderalis, 4384 nucleotides. NCBI's taxonomy places the organism in Eukaryota, Viridiplantae, Streptophyta, Marchantiopsida, Marchantiales, Marchantiaceae. The record is from the annotation of a GenBank genome assembly.